AUGAUAUCAAUUUCGGUGCAGGCCACUGCGGCACCGCCCCCGCCAGUCCCCGAGGCGGCUGAACCCGGCGAGGCAAGCACGUCCGGCCCCACCACGAUCUACAGCCGCCCAGAGCUGUACGAUGUCGCUUUCAGCUACCGCGAUUUCAAAUCUGAGGUCAAAUUCCUCCAGGACGUGCAAAAGGCCCAUGGCGCGGCGCCACAGCUGACAUCCGUGCUUGAGCUGGGCUGCGGCACCGCACGCCACCUGGCCAGCCUCUCCAAGGCUGGCGUAUCCAAAGUCGCAGGCCUGGACAUGUCCCCUGAGAUGUUGGCCUUCGCACGCGGCAACGUCUCAAAAGUGGGGCCCAAGGCGCAGGCAGUAGAGCUGCUUGAAGGCGACAUGGCAUCCUUCGACUUGCCGUUCAAGUCCUUUGACAUGGUCAUCUGCCUCCUGGGCACCUUCAGUCACCUCCUUGACACUCAGCAAGCCAUAUCUUGCUUCCGCAAAGUAGGGGAGCAUCUACGUCCCGGCGGGCUAUUUGUGGUGGAGCUGGCGCAUCCGGGUGAUCUUUUCGACGGCACACUGAUUACGGGCGAGAGCGGCAAGGAGCUCUGGGAACGGCCGUACAACGGUGGCAAGGUCUUCGUAGAGUGGGGCGACAGCCUGGACAACUUUGACCCCGUGACCCAGAUCCUGUACCGUACGGUAACGAUCUCGGUGUUCCGUGGAGAUGAGGCUGUGGACUCCGUGACUGAGGUCGUCGCGCAGCGGCAGUACACUGUACGUGAGCUGGAGCUGCUGGCGGGCAUGACGGGGUUUGAGACGCAGGCGCUGUACGGCGAGCUGCGGUUGGGAGUGGAUCUCGAGCACGAGGAUGCGUAUCGUAUGGUUGCAGUCUACAAGAAAGUUUAA
Volvox carteri f. nagariensis is the source of this 894-nucleotide messenger RNA. RefSeq lists its product as uncharacterized. The transcript has a single exon. Lineage: Eukaryota; Viridiplantae; Chlorophyta; Chlorophyceae; Chlamydomonadales; Volvocaceae. The record is from RefSeq and is a predicted model, not a curated record. The coding region runs from base 1 to 894 and encodes 297 amino acids.